AAUGGAAACGCUGCUCGGUGCGCUCUCUGGCUCACCUCCCUCUUCUCCUCCUCCUCCUCCUCUUCCUCUUCCUCCUCAUCACCACCACCACCUUCAUCAUCUUCUUCUUCUUCAUUGCGCAGCGGCACUCCGGCAGCAGCACCUCACUGGAUCUAAUAACCACAUCUAGAGGAUACACAGACAGGAAGAUGAUGAUGAUGGAGUGAACUUGUCCAGGUUGGAUUCUUCUUCUCGGUUUUUUUGGAUUAAUGAAAGCAUGUGUGAUGUUGGUGUGAAGCUGCUCCUGCUGCGUUAAAUAAAGAGGAAUAAAGAGGACUAGAGAGGAAUAAAGAGGAAUGAGCAAAGACAUGCAUGAAUAUAACGAUGUAAUAAACCUGCUGUCUGCUGGACUGGAAUCCCUACUGUCUGCUGGACUGGAUGGGAGUAAAGUGACUGGUGCGUCUUUACGCAUGGAGGCAGCUCUGGACUGAGCUCCUGUUGCGUGUUUAACUCUGACUAAAAGAGACAAAAAAAAAGUGAUUCUACAACUCCUCGAACAGAAAAUGAGUAGCUGUCUCCUCCGACUGGCUCUCCUCGUGGCUUGCGUCCUCUCCAUCUCCAUCUCCUCCACCUCCAGCUCCAGCACCGAGGCGGAGGAGGCGCUCACGUCGUCCCGGGAUACCUGCGCGUCCUGCGGCGUGGUGCAGCCGGAGGAGCCGGAGUCUGGCCGGCUGAACGUGGACUUCAUGGAGGCGGUGAAGAGGCACAUCCUGAGCCGGCUGCAGAUGCGAGAGAGACCCAACAUCACGCACCCGGUGGUGUCCAAGGCGGCCAUGGUGACAGCGCUGCGGAAGCUGCACGCCGGGAAGCUGCGGGAGGACGGCAGGAUGGAGAUCCCCAACAUGGACGGACACCCGAUGAGCAACGACCUGCUGGAGGAGAGCUCCGAGAUCAUCAGCUUCGCAGAGAAAGAUGACAUGGUGACGUCCAAGUCCAGCCUGUUCUUCCUGAUCUCCAGCGAGGGCAACCAGCACCUCUACGUGACGCAGGCCACCCUCUGGCUCUACUUCAAGCUGGCGCCGUCCCCGUUGGAGGUGCGCCCGAGGCGGAAGGUGACGGUGAAGGUGUACUACCAGGAGCCCGGCCUCGGCAGCAAGUGGAACCUGGUGGAGAAGCGCCUGGAGCUGAAGCGCAGCGGCUGGCACACCUUCACGCUCACGGACGCCGUGCGGUUGGUGUUCGAGAAGGGCGACCGGCGCCAGAACCUGGACGUGCGCUGCGAGGGCUGCGACGCGGAAGGAGUCGUCCCCGUGCUGCUCAACCGCAACGACGAGUCCCACCGGCCCUUCCUGGUGGUGCAGGCGCGGCAGUCCGACAGCAAGCACCGGAUCCGCAAGAGGGGGCUGGAGUGCGACGGCAGCAGCAGCCUGUGCUGCCGUCAGCAGUUCUACAUAGACUUCCGGCUCAUCGGCUGGAACGACUGGAUCAUCGCGCCGUCGGGCUACUUUGGGAACUACUGCGAGGGGAACUGCCCGGCCUACAUGGCGGGCGUCCCCGGCUCGGCGUCGUCCUUCCACACGGCGGUGGUGAACCAGUACCGCAUGCGUGGGAUGAGCCCGGGCUCCAUGAACUCCUGCUGCAUCCCCACCAAGCUCAGCACCAUGUCCAUGCUCUACUUCGACGACGAGUACAACAUCGUCAAGCGGGACGUUCCCAACAUGAUCGUGGAGGAGUGCGGCUGCGCUUGAGUAUUUAACUGACGAAAUAUAGAAAUAUUUAUGGACGACGAUGGAAAACAUGCGCACACACAACCUCAUGCACACGUAUCUACACCCCCUCAUGUAUGCCUGCACAAAACAACUUGUAUAUAUAUUUAUGUUUGUUGAUAUAUUUGGUUAUAUUCCUUCAAAGGGACGUGAAGAGUUCUCUUCCAGAUCUUUAAAUAUCUUUGGAAAACAAUCAAUCUCUUGACGUUCUUCGUUCAAUAUCUCUACGGAUAGUGAGGAUCUGGUUUGCUAAACCUACGAGCCUUUACAUCAGUCGAUGUGAUUUCCUGCUAUUGUUAGAGUAGGUACCACUUGUGUAGAAGUUUUGGGAUUAAACUCUUCAUGUGUAGAACAUAAACCCGACCUUAAACGUCUCCAGAGGAGCCUUACGUGGGUCACGAGGUUGGGGGUGAUUCAGCCUCGUUCAUGUUCAAACAUCAGCCACCAACGUGCAGCACUUCAAACCUCUCAACUAAAAGGUAGACGAUGUGAAGUGUAACACCUGAAACUCAUUCUGUUAUCUUCAUUGUUGGUAUUUUAACUUUUAUCAACCAUCUAGAUAAACAUUUCCCUCAAAUUAUUAACUCCCGUCCUCAAACUCCCGGUCUCAAAUAGACCCCUUCUUAGUGUCGACGUCAUGAUGGAGCUGGAGACAGACCAGCUAUCUAACUAACAGUGGGUGACGAGCACUUGAAGAUGGAAUCAUGAAUAUCAGGGAUGACUUCACAUUUCUCUGCUUGUUGUUCGGACGUUGUAAUAAAACCCUUCAGAUUCCUUCCAGUUGAUCAAAAUGAAAAAGUCUCGUCUCGGUCGGUGAAAGUAAAAAGUUGCCAUGUUGCUCAGUUUAGUGACGCACACACCUUGAUAGCACUUAGCAGAUUGAAAUGCCUUUAAACGAUGAGCCCUGAUGAGUCCUUCUAAAAGAAAUAAGUGCCGCAUGAGCUAUGCAAUGUAAAGUAUUUACCCGUGACGAGCUGGACUGAAGCUCUUCUGACUAACUAUCACCAAUACUUGAAAUGUCAAAGUGUGGCGAGCAGCGGCGGGUUCGGCCUGGAGGCGGGAAGAGGUUCUGUUUCUGGUGGUAGAUUACGGUUCUUUCUAAAUGUAUUUGUUUUUGCGUUAGAAUAAGGUCGUUUUUAGGAGAAAUAUGCUGCAAAAUAAAGUUGAUUUUAUGCAUUUACAAACAAAGAUGGCGGCAGGAAGUGACACAUCUCUUUGUUCAUCUUGUAGCGUAAUAAAAAAUAUUGAUACGUUGUUAUAGAACGAUGUACGGAAGCCCUGAAAGGCAAGCAAGAUUAUUUAUUUUUUUCUGGUAAUCCAUUUUCUACAUCUGAUCGAAUUAUUCUUUUCUCUCCUGUGUUUGACGUAAGAACAGGUGGAUUUGUUUUUGGCAGGAUAAUCUUUCUAAGUUCCUUUUUUUGUCGGUGAAACAGGUAAAAAAAAUAUUUUAGGCUGAAUUUUCUAAGUUGCCUCUUAGGGAAAAUGGAUGAAAUUUAAAAAAAAACAUAUUUCACAAAAAAAACAGCUGUUUCCCCGAAGAGGCAAAAAAAAAUAGAAAAAUCAGCCUACAUUUUUGAAUUUUUAAAUUUUAGGCAGAUU
Sebastes umbrosus (honeycomb rockfish) is the source of this 3344-nucleotide messenger RNA. Its product is annotated as inhibin beta B chain-like. The record is from RefSeq and is a predicted model, not a curated record. Gene Ontology annotation, biological process: SMAD protein signal transduction; BMP signaling pathway. Gene Ontology annotation, molecular function: growth factor activity; cytokine activity. The coding region runs from base 543 to 1727 and encodes 394 amino acids. NCBI's taxonomy places the organism in Eukaryota, Metazoa, Chordata, Actinopteri, Perciformes, Sebastidae. The transcript has 2 exons. Gene Ontology annotation, cellular component: extracellular region.